CUUUAACCAAAUUAUAGGAUCUUUGAAUGAGAAAUUACAAGAAAAAUAUGGAUAACUGGAAUUCGCCUUCGGAUUUUGUCUUUGGUAAUCAUACGUUUGAUUUCGACUUAGGCAAUUUGAGUUUAAAGGACUUGUUUGCCAAAGUGAAGAAACAUGAAAUGUCAGACGAUGAAAAAGCGAUCAAAAUUUUUGCCUAUGCAGUUGCAAUGUUUGUUUCAUUCUUCGGAAACCUGACGUUGAUAAUUGUUAUUUUGUCUACUAAAAGCCUUCGAACAAAAUUCAAUUAUUACAUUCUCAAUCUGGCUGUGGCAGAUAUAUUAGUGCCGUUGACUUGCAUGUGGCUUCAUUUAGUGACCAAUUUUAAUCCGUCGAAAUGGAUUCUUGGUUCUUUUUUCUGCAAAAUUAACACGUUUUCACAAGUAUUCGUGGUAUCCGUUGGAAUAUUCACAUUACUGGUUACCAUUUUGGACAGAUUCCUAGCUUCGGAACACCCUUCUUUAUUGUGGCUCACUCAAGGGCACCAGAUUAUCGUAAUUAUACUGACAUGGGUUUGUGGUGCAGCUAUUGCGUUGCCAUGGCUAUUAUAUACACAUUUAGUGGAACUUGACUUUUUGGGAAAACACGAAGUGCUGUGUCAAGCAAAGUUCCCUUCCAAAGAUUCUCGGAAGGCAUAUACAACAAUAUUUUUCAUAAUUGGUUAUGCGAUACCGAUUUGGAUAAUGUGUGUUUGUAUUGUACUUUCUAUGGGGAAGCGUAAAAAGUCGGACAUACCUAUAACAUUUAUUCAUUCUUCAUCCCUUGACAUGAAGAGGAAGGCACUGAACAUGCUGUUAUCAGUACUGUUAGUAUUUUUUAUAUGCUGGACACCACAACAAUGUCUUAAACUUUGGGAUGUUUUUAGAACGAGAAACGCACAUUCAAAGCUUCCGCCAUGGAUAGAUUCCUAUGUUUUUGCUGCAUAUUACAUGGCAUAUUCCAGUACAUGUUUUCAUCCUUUGAUUUACAUUGGCUUCAACAAAUGUUUCCGACAUGCUGCAAUAGCAAUGAUAAAAUGUAAAAGAAACAAAUUCAGUCCAACAACUGUGUAUCCAGGUUUAGGAUCAGAAGCUCCACUGGAAAACUCCGAUUCAGAAGAACAAGACUCCAAUAGUAUAGAUCUUCAAGGACCUAGCAAUGCCCAGCAACCUAACCUUAAUAAUAACCAUCGUUAUUCCUUCAGUGAUAUACAAUUAGUACAUAGCUGUUACCAAGACCAAACACAAGAAGUCCAACAAGAAGAAUAAAGCUUAGAAAAGCUUUAAACCAUUGGCGUGACAACAGCCUAUUUAUUUACCCACCGGUCUCAUGUGAUCUUUUUAACGAACCAACGCUUAUCCAUUGUAUCUUAUUUGUAUAAAUUCGAAACCCUAACAGGAGCAUACAAGUUGCUUGACAAUUAUUUUCAUAUUUUUAUAUUGAGAACAAUAGUUAUAGGUGUAUAUAACUAAAAGAAAGAUAGAUAAGCUUGUAGAGAAUUAGAUCUGUGCCAUAUGUACGUCAUAAACACCAACAUGGUCGAUUGUAUUUGAGAUAACCUAUUUGCAUCGUCACAGUUCGGCCGACUCCGUACUUUCAUUUAACAGUAGCGGAUUAACCCGAUGAUUGUCGAAUGAACCUAUUUGUUAUGACUGUGAUAUGACAAUACUCAAACUAAAUGUCUGCGGGAACUUGACAAAAUUUAAAAUGCCUCUUUCUUAGCAGAAUAAGACAUGUCAUAUUGCUUGAUGUAACUAUAUAAUCAGAAAUCAAGU
Molecule: messenger RNA, 1790 nt
Organism: Mytilus trossulus (common blue mussel)
Lineage: Eukaryota; Metazoa; Mollusca; Bivalvia; Mytilida; Mytilidae
Product: QRFP-like peptide receptor
Exons: 5
Coding region: 27-1283 (418 amino acids)
Biological process (GO): G protein-coupled receptor signaling pathway
Cellular component (GO): plasma membrane; neuron projection
Molecular function (GO): neuropeptide receptor activity; neuropeptide binding
Source: RefSeq, a predicted model, not a curated record